Molecule: messenger RNA, 1317 nt
Organism: Amphibalanus amphitrite
Lineage: Eukaryota; Metazoa; Arthropoda; Thecostraca; Balanomorpha; Balanidae
Product: DNA methyltransferase 1-associated protein 1-like
Exons: 6
Coding region: 36-851 (271 amino acids)
Biological process (GO): negative regulation of transcription by RNA polymerase II; DNA repair; chromatin remodeling
Cellular component (GO): NuA4 histone acetyltransferase complex; nucleus; Swr1 complex
Molecular function (GO): transcription corepressor activity
Source: RefSeq, a predicted model, not a curated record
CGGUGUCGGUGAGGUACUGAGGUGCUGUAAAUAGUAUGUGCCCCCUGUCCCGUCCCCAGCUGCGAGCCGAGCCGGGACAGCCGCAGACCAAGGAGUUUGUCUAUGACGCCGCCCACGAGCGGCGCCGGAAACAGCAGCUGAAGCGACUAUUCAGCCGGUCGCCCAAACAGAUCGAGGAGGAGCAGCACCUGCUGGCCGAGCUGCGGAAAAUCGAGGCCCGGAAGCGGGAGCGGGAGCGGAAGACUCAGGACCUGCAGAAGCUGAUCAACUCCGCCGACACGGAGCACCGGCGACUGCACAAGACGCCGGGCACCGUCAAAAAGAAGGUGGUCCACGUGGGUAACAAGCCGCCCAGGGACCGGCUCGACAGCGCGUCGAGCGGCGCGGGCGACGCCGGCGGCAGUAUCAAGUUUCCGGACCUCCGCGGCAGCGGCGUCAGCCUGCGCUCGCAGAGGAUGAAACUGCCGGCCAGCAUCGGACAGAAGAAGGCCAAGGCCAUCGAGCAGCUGGUCCAGGAGCUCGGCAUCGAGAUGAGUCCCAUGCCGACCGAGGAGAUAUCCAGCCAGUUUAACGAGCUGCGGAACGACAUGUUACUGCUCUACGAGCUGAAGAUGGGCCUGAGCUCGUGUGAGUUCGAGCUGCAGACGCUCAAACACCAGUACGAGGCGCUCGCUCCGGGAAAGACGUUGGACAUUCCGUCUUCCAUCGCGCCGAGCGGGUUGGACAUUAACCGGCCAAAGACCAUCUCUCAGGUGCUGGACAUUCACAGCUCGCAGGGCACACCCACGAGGAAACGGAAGGCGGCGCUGGAGCAGAGCAAGGUACUUCACAAGAUCAAGGCGCGGACGUGAUCUCUACCCGCCCUCGGGAGAGGGCUCACGCUCGCGAGUGGUGUUUGCGAACACUGAGCGCGGUUGGGCGCCGCCAGCGCCGGGGCAGUGUGGGCGUAUCGCUCCGUGGGGAGCGGCAGAACAUGGAAGCUGUGCACCGGUGGCCCCACGCCCCGUGAAACUAGGUUGGCAGUGGAGGAUCCACGAUCGACUCGGAAGAGGAGCUCUUCCGCAGUCAGGGCGCCCGACCCAAGGUCUGGAACCCGCUCGCGAUACAAGACUGUCGGACUCCGAGCACAGUGCUCACGAGCGCAGUGUUUGAAAAGAAGUGAGUACCGUUCCGUGAGAUGUGUUCAUUGUGGAAGACUGCCGGCCGGGUCGGCACAAGCCCGUAAUGACGGACGCGAAGGCGACCUCUGAAGAGCGCCUGUGGUCUGGAGUGUACCAUCCUCUGCGCCACAGCAGCCAAUACAGACUCGCGACUGUA